CUUGUUGUUCAACAACAAAGUACAACAACAGUAGCAAACCAGAUUAAAUGCCUGAGCCUCUAAUUACGUUUCGGUGUCGAAGAACUUGAUUGGCUGUCAAAAAUCAAUCGACAGGUGGCGUGCACGUGCAAUGUUUUAAAUAAUCUCUUCACAACAUAAUCCCACUUCGACCAAGAACAUGUGGUAUCCCUUCCCAAUGCUCAUGCCGUUGUCUCUGUCGCCGGAGCCACAGCGUCCAUCAGAUAUUUCUCAAACGCCCUAUGCAUCAGGGAUGAUUCAGAUGCAUAUGGUACCUUGUGACCAACGUUUCUUUCAAAAUGCAAUGAACGGGUUGGCUGACCCUCCGUCUUUGUCGAUAGAGGACUGCAGGAAAUUCCUUCUCAACAGGUCUGUGUUUGACCUGGUGAAAGUCACCCAUUUCCUGGAGCUGACAGACCCCAAGCUGCUGGGUUGGUACUUAUCGCUGCCUGUGGAGGACAGGAAGCUCAUACAAGAGGAAGGAGGACUCCAUCGGUUUCUGCAGAGGCAUCCGGCUCUGAACGUAGCCAGACAACUAGUUUAUGUGAAACAACAGGUGAGAGGUUGCUGGAGACCUCCUGCUGUUACGCAGACGAUGUCGUCAAACCUAAACAAAUCCAGAAGGCCCACAUUCUAUGGUGUGAUUCAGUGUCCCAACUGUGGAACCAGUUGUUCUUCAGGAGCUAAAAUAUGCCGACGCUGUAGCACACCUAUCCAUAAGGAGAUCCCGGCAUGCCAGUCAGAAGAGGAGAAAGAGUUAGGUCUUCUUCCCAACAACUUGAAGGAGGAGCUAAAUCUGUUCAACUGUUCAGGGCACGGAGGAGUCCAGUCAGUCCAAGCCCACCUCCAGGCGGAAGCAGGAGCAGUGCAACAGUUCAGGGGAUGUCAGCCUCAGUCCUGUACUACUACUACCUUCCCAUCCACAACAGUGGGCUGUCUGGUCAACCUUCAGGAUAGCUUCCAGUCAGCCUGUGGUGAUACCAGUUGCAGCCAUAUUGGAGCCACAGAGGAUUCUCCAGGCCAACAGGAGGCGCACUUCUCCAAGGUCGAGCUGCUCUCUCAGCUGUGGGAGGAAGGGCGGUGGCAGGAUGGCAACAACUGCAGUAGUGUGGUGGUAUAUAAGGAUCCGUCUGCCCAGACUAGCUUCUCUCUGGAUAUGGAGCUGGAGAUACAAAGCCAUAGAGGAAAAACCCUGAGCCAGUCUGCCAUCGAAAGCCAGGAGGGUGAAUCCAUGGCCAACUCCAUGCAUGACCAGAUGGCAGACUUCCCCAUGCUGGACCGGGAGACUCCUCCAGAGUACUACAGCUUCAACAGCACUAGGAUGGACCGCACAGAGUGGAACGACACCAGCAUCAACACCAGCCAGUUAGCGGAGCCCGACCGCGACGACUCAUUAUCACUCAUGGCCACCAUGGGGAGCACUGAGCAGCCUAGCGGCGCAGUGGAGGUGGAGCCACCUGAAGGCAGUAUGGUGUCUUCCUGCGCUGGAGACCGCAGCGAGUACUGUGAUUGGACUUACGACAACUGCCCCGGUAACCUAGCAAAUGAGGAAGAUGCCUCGAGAUGCGAGCUAGAGAAUAACGGUGUCGACUACCGGAGCCUCAUGAAAGAGGAUGGGAGUAUUCUCAUGUAUAAAGCAAGUAAUGAGGGGACACCUGACUUAAACGUGACACCCCCUCAAGGCCAAACCAAGAUGGACCAGUCUGGUUGGUCUAGAGAGAGUCGCAGUGCACCCCAAACCCUGAAGAAAGAGGAGCUGUCCAUCUAUGAGGAGUCCUUGUCAAUAAGCCCUGGUGGGGCAUCGGCGGACGUCGUGACCACCACACAGCAUGAGAACAGUAUGUCUGCGUUCUCGCUAGUCAAUCUGAACCAGACUUUUGAUCUCUCGCCUUCACGGGUCACAGAAGCCAGGCUAAGCACCGCCGACCAUUCAACAAAUACUUGCCCUGCCGUCGCUAAACAUGUGUUGGUUGGUAUUGACCACAGUCUAACAGGCUGCAACCGGAACACACAAACUCAUGGCACAGCUACAACUGACAAGUCUGUCAUCACUGAAGUCCACAUGGCAGACCUGGAGUAUCUGACUGAGGAAUUCAUCAAGCUGAAAUUUUCUCAAGAGGAACUGAAAGAGCUGAAAGAGCAAAUGGCAAGCUCUGCAGGCGGUGUGAGUGUAAGAGAUGGAAGAGGCUGCGACAACGCGGACCGUGGUGAAUGUGACUGUGGCCAGCGUGCCACGCGGGCAGAGCUGAACCUGCUGGCCCUGCAGUAUGGGAUGUGCCAACGGCACUGCUGGAGACGCUACUACACCUCACCUGAGGGAGACCGUCUGGUCCAGGGGACUGAGGGGCCUCCUGAGAGCCUGGUGACGGUGCUGCAGGUCCUGGAGGUAGACUACAGAGAGAUGAGAAGACGGGUCCUGUCAGGUAUACCCCUGGACCAGCUCAGGCCCCUGUCUGUCGACUCCCAGAGGAUCACCUCAGGGACCAGCUAUGUCCCCCAACAUAUAAUUGACGAGUCUUUGGGAAAUGCUCUGUCUGAUGCCUCAGGUAGGAGCUCCCAGCAGUUGCAGGUAGAGGAUGCCCAUGUCGACGACGCCAGUGUAGGUGGUGAUGGAGAGUUAAACAGACCCAGUCUGUCCCAGUCUGUUUUAUCAGUCCUUGGACAGGAUGAUGGGAUGGUUGGCAGGAUCAAGGCAGAAGGGCCCAUUGGUAACCCAAAGGCUGAGGACUGCAGAUCUGUGAAAGCGGUCAUCCACCUCCCCCAGCAACCUGUGGUCAACCGGAGGCCCAGGCCAGGUGGAACCAAAGACCACAACUCCAGCGAGGCGUGGUUCGAUGCAGAGGAGGACCUUGAGCCUGAUGGUGUAAAGCUGAAGGAAGGAGGUCUGGCUGAGGUCCUGGUGGAGGAAGGAAAUGGCAAGAAUAGGGUUGAGGGGGAAAAGCCGCAUGACCGACAUACCCCUAAAGAUUUUUCGUUCACGGGAGUCGUUGGGGAGAAGGAUCAGAGCUCCUUCCUGUGCGUCACAGACCUUCCCAGUGAUGUAACGGAGAGAGAAGUUAUGCUCUGGUUUGAGAAGUAUCAGGCUUCUGAAGUGAGCAUUUCUACCUUCAGCAACAACCUCCGAGUUGCCAUAGUGACUGUGAGUGGUCCAAAGAUGGCUGACAGUGCAGUGAGUGAGAUGGAUGGGUGCAGUAUGCAUGGACAGACGGUGCAUGUGGCGCACAUCUGCAGCCCAAGCCACACUGGUAACCAGAGCCAGGGUCAGGGGCGGCAAACCCAGCAGCAGCAUAGUCCCUCAGCCAGCACCAAGGCAGGGCCCUCUGGAGACACUCCAUGCCCCCAAGACUCCAAGAGGAGAAACACCCAUAUCACCACCCCACUGAUGCCCCUGCAGCUCAGCCUCCAGAAGAGGACCACCGUGUGUGACUCCCCCACGGCGUCGGGGACCUGUGUGCCCCAGCACUACGCCACCAUGGGUAGCUUCGAUACACUGAUGGCCCAUUUGUCAUUGCGCCACCCAGAGGCAGGGAGGCAAAGGAUUGUAGACGCCCUGCUGGAGCUGAGGGCCAAACACCAGGGGUUCCUCAGUGGCCUGCCUCUCAAGACCAUUGUAAACAUGACCUCUGACCUGCUGACACGAUAAGGACUCCACUUUCUAUUCUAUUGUUGAUAUUUGCCUUUGUUGAAACACAGGUUACAGGUUUGCCCAAAGCCAGGCUUUUGAUUUACUUGAAUGUAGUAAAAAACGUAUCUGUUUUGUUUGUUCCUCACAUACGGAAUGUUAUUACUCUACUCUUUUGCUACAAUACUCCGUGAAUUGUUUUAUCUACUUUUGAACCUGAAAAGUGCAAAUAUAAAAAAAUUGUUUGCAAAUGGUUCAAUUACAAUUUAAUUGUUAAGUUAAUUCAAAUCACGGUAGAAUUGCAAAGGAGUUUUGCAGAAUGUUUUAUGUUCUGUUUCAGUUAAAAUAAAUCUGAGAACCUGAAAUGUUCUUGGAUAUCAGGGUAGGUUGUGUUUAAAAAUACAUUUGUUUUGUUCUCAACAGGACAAUUUGCUUAAUAAUGUCUGGAAGCGUAGUUCACGUAUCCUUCCAGAUUCUACCAUUUUCCCCUUUGUCCACCCUUUCAGUAUUAGAAUACUGUUAUUGACAAAGCUACAGUGCCUUCAGAAAGUAUUCAUACCCCUUGACUUAUUCCACAUUUUGUCAGACUGAAUUCAAAAUGGAUUAAAUAGAUCUACACACAAUACCCCAUAAUGACAAAGUAAGCAUGUUUUUAGAUUUUUAUUUUUGUCAUAUGUAUUGAAAAUGAAAUGCAGAAGCAUCUCAUUUACAUCAAUGUUCACACCCCUGAGUCAAUACUUUGUAGAAGCACCUUUGGCAGUGAUUACAGCUGUGAGUCUUUCUGGGUAAGUCUAAGAGCUUUGCACACCUGGAAUGUGUAACAUUUGCCCAUUUAUUCUUUUCAAAAUUGGUAGUUGGUCUUUGUUACAACCAUUUUCAGGUUUUGCCAUAGAUUUUCAAGCUGUAACUCAGACACUCAGGAACAUUCACUGUCUUCUUGGUAAGAAAUUCCAGUGUAGAUUUGGUCUUGUUUUAGGUUACUGUCCUGCUGAAAGGUGAAUUGAUCUCCCAGUGUCUGGUGGAAAGCAGACAACCAGGUUUUCCCCUAGGAUUUUGCCUGUCCUUAAUGCCAUAAUAUUUUGUUUUUUUUACAUUUAUUUUUUAUAUAUACUCCCCAGUCCUUUACGAUUACAAGCAUACCCAUAACAUGAUGCAUCCACCACUGUGUAUUUUCCGAAGGCACUGUACUUAGCCUGUUGGAUGUAUAAUUUCAGUUUGGAUUUUUGUUGCUUUAAUAAAAGAGACUAUAGUUUGG
Molecule: messenger RNA, 4895 nt
Organism: Oncorhynchus kisutch (coho salmon)
Lineage: Eukaryota; Metazoa; Chordata; Actinopteri; Salmoniformes; Salmonidae
Gene: rbm44
Product: RNA binding motif protein 44
Exons: 18
Coding region: 179-3661 (1160 amino acids)
Molecular function (GO): RNA binding
Source: RefSeq, a predicted model, not a curated record